AUGACCCAUCUGGUAGACCCCAGUGGUGGACCAACUGCGCCAGGUGCGGCUGUGCGCGUGUUUUUGUUUCUGGUCUCAGCUGUUGGUCAGGGUUAUGAUUGGCUGAAUGAAGGCAGAAUAAGCCCGAAACAGUACUGUAUCAAUCUACCCGCAUUAUCUGUCGUCCUUCCUCGCUAUUAAUCAGGAGUUGGCAGGUGAAUAAGACUGACAGUCACAAAUGCGGCAUCCUCAAGAGUGGUUUUGAAAAAUUGUCGUAAGUAUAGUCGCUACUGAAGUGAGGUAAUUCUUCUUCCGCCACUCCUGUUUGCUUAACUGAACAAUCCCAACUCGUGCAGCCGCCUUUGCAUGUGAUCGUCCUCUUGAGUCACAGAAUAUAUGCUGUCUGCCACGUUCGACCUCUUUGGGUUGCGUUGGAGUUGACGGACAUCGUCUACAUUCUCCUUGUUAAAAGUGGGAUCAUUCGGGUGGGAUUCGGGUGAACGAAUGUUGCUCCGAGUUGUGCUGCGGGUCUAGCAAAAGCUACAGAGACUCCAUUACCAUAUUCAAUGCUGCAGCGUGGCCCAGGCUUCUGUAAUAUAUUUCGUCCCUCAUUAAGUAUACUUUUGGACACUCCUUCGUUCCUGUGAACUCUUGGGAGUAAGUUAAUGUCGGAUGUUCGGGCUGGUCGGAUGCGGCGCAGCGUGCUUCUACUCACAAGCAGGCAUUCAAACCCGUCUGUAGUGAGGAAGAUAGUCACUUUCCUAGCUUGGUAUUUUCACUCCGGCAUUUUUUUAGCUAUCAGACGACGAGAUCGAUUGCUCAACCAUCAUAAACAUCAACCAAGCCAUGCUACCUACGCCUACUCCGUUUUAAGGCCGAGAAGACAUUGAAAAAGACGAUGAAACUCCUUGAUUCUAUUUUGACAUUUUUCAGAUAAGAAAGCCCGAAAGCGAAUAAACCGCAGCAUCUUAACCUGGAAUCAGGCUCAGAGCCGCACCUGUUGGGGUGUCCUCAUUCUCAUGGGAGGAGGAUUCGCUCUGUCUAAAAUUGCUUCAGUAAGUUGCCUUGAAAAACUACUCGGCCUCGGGUUCAAAUGACCACUUCCUUGUGCAGUUUCAUGCACAAAACGCAGCUCUGGCUUUGUUUUGAAGCAGCCGAACGCUUCAAUACGAAUCCAGUAGGGUCCUGAUGACGUCCGCAAUGGAGAGCGACUGUCGAUUCAGUCACACUUUUCUCCAUCAGAGCAGUCGGGGUUAAAUCCCACCUUCUCCUAGAACCUUACAGAUUUGAAACCCUUUUCUAGACUCAGGAAUUACUUAAGGAAGAUGCUUUGACGCUUUAAAGGUAGUCUGUAGUGGCGAAAUUGCUAGUACUUCUUCUAUCAUGUCCUUUAGCCAAUAGAAGGAUGUUGCUUUGCAGAAAUUCCCAUUUUGAAACAGUGAAGCAUGUAUAAGUUUAUUCUGUGGCCAUGUUUUGUCACCAACCGUCCCAGGAAAGUAGGCAUAUGAGUUUCGCCCACGGAAUAAUUCUCAUCAACAUUGUGACCAAGUAUCGUGUCGUGCUUACGCUACAUGCAAAUUCGGUUUUAAUAACUGCAAUGACAUACGGACAUGUUGGCAAUAGGAGACCAAAGCGCCAAUAACCGCAAGCCUAGAAACGCCGAUAUCGUCGAAUAUUUCUAAUUUCCGAGGCGACGAUCGGGUGAAUGACCCCAAACACACAUGACCAGCCAAAGGUGCCUGUCUUACGGGAAAAGGCGGUGAUAGGGGUUUUACGGGCGGGGCAUAUGUAUGCAUAAAGGAAUGGCAAAAUAAGUAUAGAUAAUUGGUAAAUUUGUUUUUCGAACGUAAAGGUUUUAAUGCAUUGGCACAUGGCAAUCGAAAUUAAGCAGGACAAUUAAAAAUAAACAUUAAGUGUCUACAACAAUCGCUUCUCAACUCUCCGAGCUGAGGUCAUUGUAGAUAAUGUACCAGACUGUCUUUAACAGACGACCCAACCUUGUACGAUGAAAGACCAAACCAAAAUAAUCGUGUCGGACUAAAACCCACUUAAAUAAGUAUAGGAAGUUUUCAUUGCACGCCACUGAUGCUUGGGGGCCUUCACCCGAUCCUUACAAUUUCCGAUUGAGCUUUAAGCUCUACUCAAUUAGCUGGGCAAUACUCAUGACUGACUGCUCUAUGCGCUAAUUUCUUAGCUCUCGCUCUGUCCGUCACGAUGCAGACUGUUCGGCUGAUGAUCAGUAAGCGUCUGUUAAUCGGGUUAACGAUUUUAGCUCCUACACAAACGUUCCGUCAGUUUUGCAGCCAACAUAUGAGAUUUUCACAGGCGGUCGGGAUGUCUUUCUCACUUUUGACCGAGAUAAUCUGGGUUCUUAUGCAAGACUCAUACUGACCUCUCUGGAGCGUAUGGGAUAGACUCUCGCCACAGACUCCUGCGCUGCCGUCCGGAUGACUGCGUAGCAGUGCUGACCAGCUACCAUCAGCCCUCUCUCUCCACACUCACUGACCGACAGACCUUUUUUUCUUUUUCUUCUCGCGUAGGUCGGUGGUCUGUCAAAACUUAUAAGUGGAUCCCUAGAAGUUGUCCGAUCAGUCCAACCAUUCGGUCUUGUCUACCUGAUUACGUUCUUUGGAGCUACCCUGACCGAGGUAGUUUCGAACUCCGCCACGGUUACAAUCUUGGUUCCCAUCAUGUUUGACUUGGUAAGUCCAAAGACGUAUUUUCCCUAAUUUUGCUCAAAUGUCGUAUGUUUUCCAUAUUAUGUGUGGAAGGAAGCAUUAUCAUUGUAACGAAUACGGCUGCGGUGGUAGGGUAUUAAUCCAAAUAGACAUUCACGCAGGGGGUUUGCAGAUGGCGGUUGUCCAUCUAGAGCAAUUACAGAUAUCCAGAAAUUUGCAGUCGAUUUUUUGCCGGCAGGGAUUUCUGUUACUUUUUCCUAUAAUUGUUCAGAAUUCGAUCGGGCAGCAAAGGACUAGAAACGCAUGAUUUUAUACUCCCCACACUUAACCAAAUUUUCGCCUGCAAAUAACUUAACUGUGAAUAAACUUUUAUCUAAGGCCAAGUCAAUCAAUGUCCAUCCGUUUCUACUGAGUCUUCCACUGACCGUCGCAACUUCGCUCGCAUUCAUUUUGCCCGCGGCUACUCCGCCUAAUGCAAUCGUCUACUCCAAGGGCCGGGUCAAACUCCUCGACAUGGUACGCACGGCAAAUUUGAGCUUAUGUACUUCUAAAUGGGUCUCUUUUCUUACGCGUUGUAAGAAAUGAUGUUUUCUUAUGCAUCCCACGAAAAAGGGCCUUUAAAAUGACUUAUGGAUAGGUUAUGCGCUCCUUAAAUGCGUAGAAGUUAAUUUCAGGACUUAGGAACAACUGUAAGAACGGAAAUAAUAGAACAAUGAUGGAAUAUAUUUAUAUGUAUAUUUAAAUUUAUUUCUAUACUACGUUCUUGGCAUUCUUAUUUGAUAUGUACACCUGGUAUCUGUUUACAUUACUUUGCAUAUUUUCGUUCUAGGCGAAGGCAGGAAUCAUUUUGAACAUAGUCACGCAGCUUAUCGUUGUUGUAUGCACCAUGACCUACGGAAUGGUGUUAUUCCAGAUGAACGAAAUUCCUUCCUGGGUUUAA
Spirometra erinaceieuropaei is the source of this 3597-nucleotide messenger RNA. Lineage: Eukaryota; Metazoa; Platyhelminthes; Cestoda; Diphyllobothriidea; Diphyllobothriidae. The record is from the annotation of a GenBank genome assembly.